Coccidioides posadasii C735 delta SOWgp is the source of this 1025-nucleotide messenger RNA. The record is from RefSeq and is a predicted model, not a curated record. NCBI's taxonomy places the organism in Eukaryota, Fungi, Ascomycota, Eurotiomycetes, Onygenales, Onygenaceae.
UUCGCAUCGACGGCCAUGGAGCGGCCAAUUUGAAGACAUGAAACAAGACAAAGAAGCCCCAUGAAAGCUCAAGGACUCUCUCGUGAGCAAGCGUCCAGAUGGCACAGCAGCUUGUUUGCGCGCCCGAGAAGGAAGAGGUGAACUGACACAGGAUCGGAUCGCUUAAAAAAAGGGGCCAUCGCGGCCAUCGAGCCAGCAAAGCCACCGCCGGAAAAGCACGGCAUGAUCCUCUUCCGGGCGUUCCAGCUCCUCGACGUGUUGCAGACGCUGUCGCGGCGCCAUGAACUGCACCUCCACCUGCUCUCCGACACCCUCGAGCCGAUAACGUCGCAGCCCAAGACGCCCGGCCAUGAAUCCCAAGGACUCCUCUUUUUUUCCCCGCUGUGCUCCCCACGCACACCUACGACGACGCCCUCGUCGACCUCGACGUCCUCCUCGUCCCGGGCGGCCUGGGAUUGCGAUCUCCCCAUCUCAACGCGGCAAUCGCGUUCAUCGCCAAGGCGUACCCGCGGCUGGACUACUUCGUGGCGAUCUGCAACGGCGUAGGGCUAGCGGCCAAAGCAGGCGUCCUGGACGGGAAGAGAGCGACGACAAACAAAGCGUCGUGGGAGAGAAUCGUUCCUUCGGGGCCCAGGGUCAAGUGGGAGCGUCGUGCGCGGCGGACGGCAAGGUGUGGACGUCGUCGGGCGUCACGGCCGGGCUGGACAUGACGCUGGCGUUCGUCCAGCAUGUCUAAGUACGGUGAGGAAGAGGCGAAUAGAAAUUGCGAAUUCACUGGAAUAUGAGUGGAACACUGAACCGGACGGAGAUCCGUUCGUCGAUGUCUUCAAAGAGGCAGCAUGACGAGCCGAGCGGCCACACGGUUGUCAUGGUUUCUUUUUCUUUUUCUUUCUUUCUUUCUUUUUUUUUUUUGGCCCGUUUCGCGUUCUAAGUUAACGCUGCUGCUUGCGAGCCAUGUCUCCUCUCUACUGGCAACUCUAACCAUGCAUAUUACCUACAUAUUAAGAAGCUUUUAUUGCACAAGG